AUGAAGCAGUUAAAUGUGUUAGAGAAAUUUUAUCUGAUGGUAAAUAAUAAUCCACAAAUUGAUAGAGUUAUUAGUUCAGGGUUAGUACUAAUUUUACAUAGAUAUUUAGUUGAUGAAACAGAUACUUCAAUUCAAUACGAAGCAUCAUGGGCAUUAACAAAUGUUGCAUCAGGAUCUUCAAAACAUACAAAUUAUAUUGUAGGGAAUGAAAUUCAUAAUUCUGUAUUAAGUAAGGCAAUUGCAGAGUUGAGGCACCACAGAUAG
Dictyostelium discoideum AX4 is the source of this 264-nucleotide messenger RNA. RefSeq lists its product as hypothetical. The record is from RefSeq and is a predicted model, not a curated record. NCBI's taxonomy places the organism in Eukaryota, Evosea, Eumycetozoa, Dictyosteliales, Dictyosteliaceae. Bases 1 to 264 code for a protein of 87 amino acids. The transcript has 2 exons.